This is a messenger RNA of Closterium sp. Naga37s-1, 2691 nucleotides long. NCBI's taxonomy places the organism in Eukaryota, Viridiplantae, Streptophyta, Zygnematophyceae, Desmidiales, Closteriaceae. The record is from the annotation of a GenBank genome assembly.
AUGGAUUGGUCGGAUCGCGGAUCCGAUACGCGUCCUCUCUUCGCCACCUCAUCGCCUCGCAGCCCGAAGCGCUUCGGCGCGUUCUCCCGCUCCCGAUCCUCCAAGGAACGAGAGAGGUCGCGAAUCCGACGGUCCGCGUAUCGUUUCGACGGCCUGGGCUCAUUUGAGCGGUUGGAUUGGGACCGUCUGAAGGAAUUCGAGAAGGGACGGAUGCUGGGGAGGCAGCAUACCCCGUCGCAACUGCAGCAGACGACGUCGAUUCAGCUGCAACAGCAGAUUCACCCCCAGCAGCAGCAGGUGCAAUUUCAGAUAUCCCCCCGAGAAUCAGACGCAGCGCGCUCGCCGCCGCCCGCGGAAAAUCCUCCCAGACCGAUUUCCAGCCGAACAGACUCUGCCGGCUCGUUGGAUGCCGCAACGGGAUUUUAUCUCCCCCACCCCGCCCUCGCCGUCUCCGCGGCUGUAGCCGACCCCGCGGGCGUCGCUUCCGCGGCUGUAACGCCCGCCGCUACAGCCGCCGCCGGGGGGCUCCUGACGCAGCCAGGUGGCGAGUUCUCGUGGUUCCACGUGGAGCUCCCGCGGUCGUGCCCGUCGCUUUCCGCCGCGGCUCGCCAGCUCAUCACGCAUCUGCACCCUCCGCUGCAGCUGCAAGAGAUCACGACGCUUCUAUCCAACGGUCCGUAUUGCGGCACGCUCGGCGGAGCGCUCUUCGUGCGGAUUAACUCCCCCGGGCCUAUGGACAGUCCGUACACGUUUAAGAUCGCGGCGCGGAUCACGCCGUUUGGGAUAGUAAGCGUCGCGUUGGGGCCCGUGCCGCGUCUAGAGCUGCAGAGAGAACCGGGAGGACUCGCUACAGUCACGCCGCAAACCAGCACGCCUGGCAGCCCGACCGGAACACCCCGACCUCUCAAAAUCAGCGUAGGGGCAGGAUCAUCCUCGUUAAAGGCUUCCGCGAUAGCAGCAGCAGUAGCAGACGGGAUGGGGACUACAGGAACUAGUGGAGCAGGAGGAGCAACAGUAAGAAUUGAUACUGCAGCUGUUUCUCUCAGGCAGUCAAACUCGGAGAUAGAAGAGUGUGUGACAAUAGACGGGGGCUCGCUUCCCUGUGGCACAAUAGAGGGGGGUCUGCCUGCCUGCGGCGCUGGAGUGAGUCAGGUGAAGAGCGAGGGGAAUCUGGACCGGAGGGGGCUGUUGCAGGGGCUAGGCAGCAGAAGCUUCGGAAUGGGCAGUAGAGGCUAUGCUAGUGAUGCUGGGGGGGGGGGACUCAGAUGGGGGGCGGGUGCAGGUUUUUCUGGUGCAGGCGCUUCUGGGGUGGGUUCUGCUGGGGGAGGUGCAUCUGGGGACGCGGGUGGGGCUGGGGGGAAGCGGAGUGGGGGGGUUUUGGCGCGAGUGGGGAAGGUUUUGGAGGCAAUGACGCCGAGGAGGAGGGAGGUGCGGGAGGAGCAGGCGGAAGAACACACGACCAUCGAUGUAGAUGAUGCGGAGCUAGAGGAGUUGCUGCGGAAGAGCCAUCCCGAGAAUGCCGAAUGUCUGAUCCCGGUGACAGUGUUUGGGCUACUGCAGCACAUAGUUGAGACGCACAUGGAGCACCUGGAGGAUGUGGUGGUGGAGGUGGAAUGUAUGCUGGAUCAGCACGAGAGAUACUUAGACGAAGGGUCAGACCAUCGCCUGCGGCUGCUCAAGGAUAGAACCUUCCCCAAGCUGCAUCUAGACCUGCAGAGAGUGCUGCAGUCGCUGGCACACGGGGAGGUCGUGCUGCCGAAGCUGAAAGACAGGCUCGUGGCUCGGAACUGGUGCGCCGGACCUGUAGCUUCGGCGGUGCUGGACGGGGCCAUGGCUCGGCUGAGGAGAGGCAAGGAGAACGUGGGGUUCCUGACGGCGCGGAUAACGGCGCUACAGACGGGGCUGGACCAGUGGCAGUCGGAGCAGAUCAACAAAAAGCUUUACUACAUCUCCUUCCUCUCCAUCGUCUUCCUACCGCUUUCUAUCAUCACCGGAGGGUAUGGUCGAAGGGGUGGGGUGAAUAGGAGAGUGACGGCGUUACAGACGGGGUUGGACCAGUGGCAGUCGGAGCAGAUCAACAAGAAGCUCUACUACAUCUCCUUCCUCUUCAUCGUCUUCCCGCCACUCUCUAUCAUCACCGAGAGUGACGGCGCUACAGACGGGGUCUGGUUUGCGGGAAGGGGUAUGGUCGAAGAGAGAGGGGUGAAUGUGAGAGUGGCGGCGCUACAGACGGGGUCUGAGAAGGGGCAUGGUCGAAGUGGGAGGGGUGAAUGUGAGAGUGGCGGCGCUACAGAUGGGGCUGGACCAGUGGCAGUCGGAGCAGAUCAACCGUGGUUGGGAUUUAUCAACACACGGUUUCACCUCUUCCUCCCCUCUCUCCCUCCCUCCCCACCAGCCUUUGGCAUGAACGUGGGUGGGGUCCCCUGGGUGCAGCAAACCACCAACGACCCAAACGUCCACAAAGGAUUCACCAGCGUGAUGUGGAUCUGCUUCUAUGUGGUGAUUGCACUCGGUUGUGCCUUUGCCGCUCCUUCAGUGUAUGCGUAUGUCAAGGAGCGGUUAGAGGAGCGGAAACGAAUAGGAAAGGAGUUGUGGGAGCGGGCACGCAAGGUUAUGAACGUGUUGAAGCUUAGACCGCGAGGAGUAGGGAGGCUUGGAGAGGCAUACCGCCGGCACGAAUCAGACGAGUAG